UGGCGGGCUGGAACUGCUUUUCUCCAACCAAAGAAACCACAAAGUUUCGUUGCCAGCACAAGAUCAAGAUGGAAAACCAGCCAACAUCGCCUUCCUCAUCAAACAUCUAUGCGAAAACCUCAUGACGGACCAGAAAAGAGAACUCUUCCUUCUGGACGGAUCUGUGUAUGUUCUGAUCUCGGAAACAAACUCCUUAUGUAUUCUCGUCUUGAUCAAUGACGCAGAUUGGGAACUCGAGGGUGAGGACCAAUAUGAGCUUCAACCAAGAGACCAGAUCGUCUUUGUAUCUACAUUGCACGGCGGAUAG
Molecule: messenger RNA, 307 nt
Organism: Aureobasidium vineae
Lineage: Eukaryota; Fungi; Ascomycota; Dothideomycetes; Dothideales; Saccotheciaceae
Source: the annotation of a GenBank genome assembly